AUGGAUGACGAGAAGGCCAAAGUCAAGAAGAAGGGUGCCACUCACCGCAAGUCCCUAUCCUGCGAAUACUGCAGCCGAUCGUUCGCCCGCCUCGAGCAUCUCCAACGCCAUCUCCGCACCCAUACCAAAGAGAAACCCUUCUCAUGUGACAUAUGCUCCAAGUCCUUUGCGCGCAGUGACCUCCUGGUGCGACAUGAGCGAUUGGUCCACCCUGCCGAAAGUGCGGCCAGUCGCGAACAUCGCACGCACAACGGGACCGAGAAUAGCCACCACGAGAUUCCAAUCCAGUCGUCCAUCAUUCAACCUGCCCAUCAUGAGUCGCGCAUGUUAGAGCUGGCCGACGCCAUUCCAGUCCAUACCCAAGUCCCGCCGCCUCCACCUCCCGAGGUGCAGGUCCAGCCUCCCCCGAUUGUCGAGACUCCCCACUUCAAUCCCUCCUGGGGCUACGACUUAAACCUCUUGUCGCAUGCCGCGAGCCAUGUCGCCUUGGAAGGCCAGCAGGAGAGCUUGGAUUCCAUCCGAAAACCUUCGCAUGCCGUCGAUACCCCCUCCCAACCAAUCCCCCCGCCCCCGGAGAGAGCCAUCACCGACAACUAUGGCGUAGAGCCCUCCUUCCUCGACCUCACAGACCUUGGUGAUCCCGUUCAAGACUUUACCGUCUUUUUGGAAAGCGUUGGUCUAUCGUCCGACUGGGACUCGGGAGUCUUCUCAUCGGUCGAGGAACCCAUGCUGCCACCAAGCCUUUCCAUUGAUUCGAAACAGCAAGUGCGAGAUACGCCAGGCUCAUCGAGAUUGGGUGCUGAUUUAAUGAGCGAUCCGCGAGUCCAGGCGGAUGAGCCGCCUUCGUUUUCCAAUUUUGGUUCGCGUCUACCAUCGUUACAGCCAGAGUCUCAUGAAAUGGAGGACCGGAUUGGCCUUUCGGACGAUAGCUCACGGCCAGCGUGGGAUAUCACCAAUGCUGACCGUCAGGUGUUCAUUUCGAAACUGGAGGAGUUUUCUUUUAUUCUCCCCAAGGGCUUUGUGCCGCCCUCCCGCCAUGCUCUCUCCAGAUUCUUUGCAGGGUAUAUAAAUGGUCUAAAUGAGCAUUUGCCCUUUGUUCAUGUUCCUACUCUGUCGAUUGCCAAAUGUUCACCAGAGCUCACACUUGCAACGGCAGCGGCUGGCUCGCAUUAUCGAUUUGAAAAUGGCCGAGGAAUCGACCUCUUCCACGCGGCUAAGGCUAUCCUGCUGGAGCGUCUCCGUCGACGAGAUAGCAGACAGGUCCCCCAUCCAUCAUGGAACUACAUCUCUCCACCAUCCAAUUAUCAAAACUCGCGAGGCUCAUCGAUGAUCUCAAAUACUGCAAGCAGCCCUUUCCAGAGCCACCACAUGCCGAAUCCUCCUGUUAAUGCGUCGAUUUACACUCCCGAUGACUCGGAUGCACACAUGGAAGUGAUUCGAACCUUCUUGCUGCUGACCGUGUUUGCUUCCUGGGAGAGACAACCAGAGCUACUGCGCGAGAUUCUCUCGCUUCAAAGCACAUUGGCAAGACUUGUUCGCGAGCAUGGCCUGGCAGAACCCCCACCCACCCCCGAGCCGAUUAGCUGGGAGGAGUGGAUACGGAGAGAGGGGAACAGGCGGACGAAACUCAUCGUUUACUGUUUCUUUAAUCUUCAUUCGAUCAUGUACAACAUACCCCCCUUGAUCCUCAACGGCGAACUGAAGCUCAAUAUGCCCUGCUCGCAUGACCUGUGGAAGGCUACCAAUGCGCCGCAGUGGCGACGACUUCACCGUACCCGUCAAGGACAAGAUGUUUCUUUCCAGGAUGCAUUUGCCCGCCUGUUCCUCAAAGCAUCCGUCUCUUUCCCGUCCGCUCCAAUUUCUCCUCUGGGCAACUACAUCCUCAUCCAUGCUAUCAUACAACAAAUUUUCUUCGCUCGUCAGCUAUGCUUGUCGGCUCCCAAUAUGCACGGCACUAGUCUGCGGCAGGAAGAUCUCAACGUGCUCGAUAAUUCUCUGGGUGCUUGGAAGGCGCUGUGGAAACGCACACCUGAGUCCAGCAUCGACCCUCAAAACCCCGCGGGUCCCAUUGCAUUUACAUCCACGGCACUAUUGGGCCUCGCGUACAUUCGACUGCAUGUUGACCUGGGCCCUUGCCGCCAUCUCAUUACCCAAGAUCCGAUGCAGAUUGCGGGGGCACUGAUCGAAUCACCGCCGAUCGUCCGCAGCCCACGGCUGAUCAUGGCAUUGCUCCAUUCAGCCCAUGCCCUCUCGAUUCCUGUCCGACUGGGAAUUGAUUUUGUGGCCAGAACCCACUCGUUCUUCUGGAGUAUCCAACAUUCUCUAUGCAGCCUGGAAUGCGCCUUUCUUCUUAGUCGCUGGUUGCUGGCCAUUCCCGCCACGCAGUCAGACCAGCGGCUGUCAGAACACGAACGGAAGCUGCUUUUGUGGAUCAAGAGCAUGAUGGAUGAAACCGACAUGGCUGUUGAUCCACCUGGAGCACCGGACCUAGAGUUCAUGGCAAACCCGUACAAGGUACGCCAGCUUAGCGUUGCUAUUGUCCGCGUUUGGGCCCGGACAUUCAAGGGCAAUACGAGCUGGGCCAUUGUUGACCUAGUCGGGUCGAGUCUGGAUGCUUAUGCGGAACUGUUGGAAAAUUGA
This is a messenger RNA of Penicillium argentinense, 2640 nucleotides long. Its product is annotated as C2H2-type zinc finger protein. The transcript is spliced from 3 exons. The record is from RefSeq and is a predicted model, not a curated record. Gene Ontology annotation, cellular component: chromatin. Gene Ontology annotation, biological process: regulation of transcription by RNA polymerase II; DNA-templated transcription. Bases 1 to 2640 code for a protein of 879 amino acids. Gene Ontology annotation, molecular function: RNA polymerase II cis-regulatory region sequence-specific DNA binding; zinc ion binding; DNA-binding transcription factor activity, RNA polymerase II-specific. Lineage: Eukaryota; Fungi; Ascomycota; Eurotiomycetes; Eurotiales; Aspergillaceae.